ACAAUUGACACUCAUCGGAAGAGUCGAAACACAAUCCUAUAUAUAUUCCUAUCUCUCAUCUCAGAAUAUUGCCCCAUAAGAUCAAAUUCUUCUGGUUCAACUAAUUAUAAAGAUGUGUUCUUUAGGCAGCAUCGAAGAAGCAAGGCGUGUGUUCGACAAGUAUGACAAGAAUGGCGAUGGGAAAAUCUCCUCCCAGGAACUCCAGGAAGCGCUGGAUUCGAUUGGCCUGAAAGCUACGACUACGGAAGAGACGGAGCAGAUAAUCUCCGAGAUCGACAAGGACGGUGACGGGCACAUUGAUUUCGAAGAAUUCCUUGAGUUCUUCCGUACUGGAGGGUCACCGGACGGCGGGGACAACCAGACCCUGAUGGACGCGUUCAACUACUAUGACCUCGACAGGAGUGGCUUGAUCUCGGCGAGUGAGUUGCACUCCGUGCUGAGGAAGCUGGGCGAGAAGUGUUCGUUGAGCGACUGUAGAAGGAUGAUCAGCUCAGUCGACAAGGAUGGGGACGGGAACGUGAACUUCGAGGAGUUUAAGGAGAUGAUGACCAAAUCUUCCAGUUGAUCAUUCUGGAUGACCCGGUGUUUUAUGAUCUCAAAAUACAGUAAUUGCUUCUCUCUCAUAUCGAAGGACCGUCCGCCUACUGAGCUUCCGUCUGCUGUCCAAGCGGACCAAUUUCGUAGGAGCAGGAAGAGAUGAAGAUCUGGAGGUGCUGGUGAACACCUGAGAAGGCGGGUGAAGGAGUGUGGAGGAAGGACGGAAUGUUAUCGAAGCUCAAGGAUAGACUCUGCGGGGUUGGAACGACUGACACUGCUGCCAAGGAGGGGUCCUAGGAGGAGGGUAAGGAGACCGUGCGUCCUUCUCCAUGGUCGCCGCCUGACCCUAGUGAUGAUGAGGGCUCCGACACUGAGGAGGACUUGGGGAGGGGUCCCAUUACUCUCUUUUACAAAAUAACAAAUUAAAAGGUUGAGAGCGCCGUGGUGGGUCUCCUUGAUCGUGAAAAUGCUGGGCAGAGGGGUGGGCUACAAUGCUCUUAAAGCAACGUCUUUACACUCUGUGGCAACCCAAGGGGGUACAUGAAGGUGGGAAGCCUUGGCAAUGACUUCUUCUGGGUGAAAUUCUCCAACUAUGAGGAUAGGGAGGCUGUGAUUAGUAAUGGACCCGUGGACGGUGAUGGGACACUUCCUACCUAUUAAAGAAUGGGUUCCUAAAUUGACGGUGUGGAGAAGAAGGAGGGUAGCAGGGAACAGGGCCAUGGAGAGCUGGUGGGUCUGUCGAUGGGAGGUCUGGUUGGCAAGGAGGGAGGGUCGAGUUCUUCCUCGGUGGCUUUUGGAUGCUGGCGGGGUGGGGGCUAGUCGUUGGGCGGCGGAUAACAGCUCGAAAGAUCCCUUUGGUCCCUGGAUGCUUGUGAGCAGGGGCAGGGGCAAGCGAAGGAAUAUUCCAGUGACCGGAUGUAGUAGUAGUUGGCCAAAAAAGGUUGGAGAGAGGAGUGGACGGCAGAGAGGGGUCUAAAUUCUAAAUCUUGGAAAUUGUAGAGCCGGAGACUCAGACCAUUGUUGCGGAGCUGUGGGCUGCCCUUUUUGGUUUGGAACAUGCUUGGAGUUAGGAUUGAGGCAGAUCAUUGUGGAGUUAGGAUUCGGCUACUGCUCGUGACUGGUCAGGGGGGAUGGCGCGGGGAGCCCCUCACAUCUUCGCUGGUCCGUAAUAUUAGAACUCUCCUGGCAAGGGAGUGGGUCUUUGAGGUGGUCCACACACAUUGUGAGGGCAAUGGAUGUGCGGAUUGGAUGGCACGGUGGGCCACGGCUCUUCCUUCGGGUUUGCAGUUUUAUUCUUCACUAUUGGGGGUUUUAGCUCUGCUUCUUAUGGGUGAUUGUAUUAGGGUCUCCAUGCCCCGAUUUUGUACUGCUUAACUUUUCUCGUCAUUUCGUUGUAUUCCUAUGCUCUGACCUCCCAAUGUACCCAAAAAAAAAUACAGUAACUUGUACAUAUGAUUAUUUUAGGAUUGAUUUGUGACAACGCUGAUGCUUGAUUUUACACUUAAUCAUUAGGGUUACCUCGAGGCAACUUGAUGGUGUUUC
Punica granatum (pomegranate) is the source of this 2079-nucleotide messenger RNA. The record is from RefSeq and is a predicted model, not a curated record. NCBI's taxonomy places the organism in Eukaryota, Viridiplantae, Streptophyta, Magnoliopsida, Myrtales, Lythraceae.